CUGACGUCAUUUUAAUUCAAGAAGCUACCGGAGUAUAAUUGUCUCAUAUAUGCGCGGCAGUUGUGUAAAUAACAUCCGAUUAAAUUGCAAUUUAUCGGUUCUCUUUUCAGGCAAAUGGACUAUAGGUGUUAUAAACAGCUUGGCUACACAAAAUGUCUUAUGAGUGUCCUGUGUAUUGGUUUCGCCACUUCAAUCUUGUGGAUGUUUAUCAUGGGAAAUAGUUUCAACUUGAACAUGGAAAUGCUGAAAAACACAUUUCAAAGGAAGCCCAUCGAACUUUCCAUUAGAAAAGGAAAUCAAUCAUCGGUUAUUGCUAACCAUUCAGAGGGAGAGAGCACCACGCCUAAAGAGACGUUUACUAGCAAACAUAAUACUUCUGCAAAAGUUGGAAAAUUAAUCUUAUUAAAAAACAACCCACCAUGGAGUCUACAUUCGAUUGUAGUCAGAGAAUUUUCUUUAUGUUCUGCUAAGUGCACACUCGUGAAGUCUGGCAAUAAUCUCAGCGCUUUUGAUGCUAUUAUAUUCAACGCAGUGGGUUAUCCAGAAAACCUUCCACCUAGAAAGGUCCCAGGACAAGUGUGGGUUUAUUUCACUCUAGAAUCUCCAUACCACAGCCAUGACCAUAAAUUUAGCAGGCCGGAAUGGAGAAACAAGUUCAACUGGACUAUGACAUAUAGAGCAGAUUCUGACAUAUGGAAUCCGUAUGGACGUAUACUUAAAAGAGAAAAACCUAUACAGUUAGAUUUUCAAGGAGUAACGAAAAAUAAAACAAAACUGGCAGCGUGGUUUGUCAGUAACUGCAGAACACCAGGCGAACGUCAUAAAUACGUCCAGAAGAUGAAGAAGACGAUUUCAGUUGACAUUUUCGGAGGUUGUGGAGAUAAAAAAUGUCCUUCCAAUAAUGGCACCUUCUGCGGUCAGAUGCUUUCUCGGGACUAUAAAUUCUAUUUGGCAUUUGAAAACAGUCUCUGUUAUGACUAUUUGACAGAAAAGGUAUUUCAAUACAUCACACAACAAAUUGUCCUUGUGGUAAGAGGAGGUGGAAAUUACAGUAAAUUGUUACCUCCCAAUUCGUUCAUCAACACAGCAGAUUUCAAGAGUCCCAAGCUCCUUGCUGAAUAUCUUCUCUACCUGGACAAAAACCACACGGCGUAUGUGGAGUAUUUCAAGUGGAGGAAUCAUUACUAUGUGGGUACAAAUGAGUCGCCUGGUUGUCGACUUUGUAAAAACCUGUCAAAUGCUACAGCCUAUGCCAAUGUCUAUAAGGACAUUUACUCAUGGUGGCAUAAAGAUACUUGCAAACAACCACAGGAUUUGGGUUCUUGAAACAACAUACAUUUCUUACACACCCGUUAGUGAGAACAUCAUUCGUUAUUUUUUUUACAGCACAUGUU
Gigantopelta aegis is the source of this 1394-nucleotide messenger RNA. Its product is annotated as alpha-(1,3)-fucosyltransferase C-like. Lineage: Eukaryota; Metazoa; Mollusca; Gastropoda; Neomphalida; Peltospiridae. The record is from RefSeq and is a predicted model, not a curated record. The transcript is spliced from 2 exons. Gene Ontology annotation, molecular function: alpha-(1->3)-fucosyltransferase activity. The coding region runs from base 115 to 1326 and encodes 403 amino acids. Gene Ontology annotation, cellular component: membrane.